GUCCAUUUGUCCUACACCACUGAAUUGGAGUUGCAAACAUUACUAUUACACUAUUUCAACAAUGAUGAAGAGCCUAAAACAAGUGAAGAGAACAAAAACCUACCGUCUUGAAAAAACUUGUUCAGAAAUGGAACAAUACCAAUUCACAGACCCUAGUGAGCAAUAUUCCACAGCAACAGCCACAAGUAGUUUUGUGGCAAAAAAUUCCCCUCCAAAGGUGGAGUUUCCCACUUCACCAGAACUCCUAUUUGGGGAAGAAAUUCUUCACUUCAGCCACCCACAGCACCCUCUCUCAAAGGUGGAUCUGCCUGACCUAUUCAACUGUGCAGGCUGCAAAGAGUAUGGCUCUGGAAAGAGGUUUGUUUGCCAACAAUGUGAUUUUCAGAUGCAUGACUUCUGUGCCUUGGCUCCUCCUGCUCUCAAGGCCCACCCCCUCCACUCUCAACACUCUCUCUUGUUCCACUCCAAACCUGGCAAGAGUGGGAUGGGGACGAAGUCGAAAUGCGACGUGUGCGGGAAGCCGACGAAGGGGUUCGCCUUCCUGUGCACGGCAUGCGCAUUUCACAUGCACCCAUGCUGCGCCAUGCUCACCACAGAAAUGGAGUACCCACGCCACCCACACACCCUCAGGCUCAUGCCAACGCCGUCCAACGCCCCAGACCCCGCCUCCUUCACCUGCGCCGAGUGCAAGCGGAGAAGGUCCGGCAAGGUCUACCGUUGCACCGUCUGCGACUACCAUCUCCACGCCCUCUGCGCCAAGGCCAAGAUCAACGGCCUCCUCGCCAACGGCAUCUCCCUCCCCGACAAGCCCAGCGUCCUCUCCUCCGCCGCCAGGGUCGCCUCCCAGGUCGUCAUCGAGUUCAUUGGCGGCCUCGUCGAGGGCAUCGGCGAGAGCGUCGGAGAUGUCCUCGUCCAAAACAUUGCCAAAGGACGACCAGGAGGAGGACCUCCUCCUCCCACUACUAGUACUACUAUUCUUCCAUCCACUGCUAAUCCUAAACCCCGAUACAAAUAAUCAUUCUCCACUCUAUGUAGAUAUUUAUAUAUAAAAACAAUAAUUGUAUAUCAUUGAUUGCUGCAACCAUUUUAUGUUGUAUCAUUAGUGUUUCCUAUCUAAUUCUGUUUUUCUUGUCGAUUGAAUUCAACUCUUAUAUGUGUGUAAAUUGUAAAAUUCAUAUAUAUAUAUAUAUAAAUGUUCUACCAAGUUUGAGAUCAA
Messenger RNA from Cajanus cajan (pigeon pea), 1216 nucleotides. Its product is annotated as Cysteine/Histidine-rich C1 domain family protein. The record is from RefSeq and is a predicted model, not a curated record. NCBI's taxonomy places the organism in Eukaryota, Viridiplantae, Streptophyta, Magnoliopsida, Fabales, Fabaceae.